Molecule: messenger RNA, 549 nt
Organism: Pecten maximus
Lineage: Eukaryota; Metazoa; Mollusca; Bivalvia; Pectinida; Pectinidae
Exons: 4
Coding region: 1-549 (182 amino acids)
Source: RefSeq, a predicted model, not a curated record
AUGUCUCUAGAAUUGUUAGAAGAAAAUGCCCUACGACAGAAUUCACUGGGCUAUCCUGGGGUUGAUUUUAGAUGGAUGACUAAAGUUGGAUCAAAGAUCAUCUGGCGAAGGUCGGCAGAUAAUCUGCCUUGGAAAGAAGUAAAGCCUAAAGCCAGUAAAGGAGAGAAAACUAAGGAUGGACGCUAUUUAUACAGGGGAGCAACAACUCCAGAUUUCUAUGAUGCUGAGUCACAGGACAGUUCUCAUAACCCUUAUUCCACAAGCAUUCCUUCAGCAGAUCCAUACCUUAUGUAUGGACCAACAGACAGAUAUGCCUAUACAAAUGAAAUGUUUUAUGACAAUGUCCCCUAUAGCCCAGCAGCAUACAAAAGUGGUGGGAAUUAUGUGAAGCACCGUCCAGCAUUAUCUGACCAGUCCAGUUCAGACUUCACAGGAUCUACAUUUUCUCGACGAAAACCCUGCAUUGCAUUGGCUGUAGCAUUGGCUGUAUUGGUUGUUCUUAUUCUGAUUGGUGUUGGAGUCUAUUUUGGAAUCCACCUGAUUCUUUAA